AGGCCAUAAUCGUUCUAAAGAAUCAUCACAGUGGAAAAAUGAAGAUCCUGAAAGCCCAGUUAGAAGCCUACCAAGAGUUGGUAGACAAGAAAAAUAAGCAAUGGCAAAAUACAACUAAGAGUCUGAGGGAGAAAAACGGGCAACUGAGCCAAGAAAAUAAAGAUCUUCUUUACCAGAUAAAGCAACAAAAUGAGACAUGGGCAGAAGAAAAGACUUGGAUUCUAGAAAGUUUCUCUCAAAAACUAGAUCAUCUGUAUACUCAGCACUCUUUGACACUGCAGGAACUUCAGAGGAUCAGACUGAAUAUGGAAAAAGUGCAAGAGAUAGUGAAUUUACAGAUGGAUUUUCCUCAGGAAAAAGCCUUAGUUACAGCAGAAAAGGUAGUUGACGAGGUGGAGGAACAUGAACAUUUGCUGCAAAAAGAAUUUCUGUGGAAAGCACAGGCCAUGCUGGAAAUGGCACAACAGUCCUUACAUAAACGAGAGAGAGAGGUAGCUGAACUUCUACAAAGCGAGAGUGGACACAAUGAAACAAUGAAACCUCAAAUCACAGUUACAACAUUACUAAAAACUCUUGUGAGCAAGGUCCACACUAUAUAUUGUGAUGUACCUGAGGCACAACAAUGCAUCAAUGAGCUUAUUGAGAAGAAUGAUGCUGAAAGGGCUAAUCGGAAAGAAGAAUUUAAUAAUGCGCAGGCUGACAUCCUGUCCUAUAAAGUUAUUUAUGGAAAUAAACCUACGGAUUACAAAAGGGAACAGUUUUCAGUGAAGCUUUCCAGAAAUCUUGUGACUGCAAAGUCUGAAUUAGAAUAUGCUGAAACAGAGAAGAUUGCAUUGGAUUGCAUCCAAAUGGGGGAAAUCCCAGACUGGAUUAGCAAACAUUGUCCAUAUUUAACCUUGACAGAUUCUGACCAAAAAAAGUAUGCUGAUGAGAAAAGCCACCUUCCAGAUGAAGCCAUGCAAACACUCAACAGAAAAUCACAGGUAACGUGUUAAGAUGUUUUGGGUAUGAAAGGACAGGAAAAAUUAAGAAAAUAUAUAACCCUCCUCUGAUUACCAUUA
Trachemys scripta elegans is the source of this 1061-nucleotide messenger RNA. RefSeq lists its product as uncharacterized. The coding region runs from base 39 to 995 and encodes 318 amino acids. The transcript is spliced from 8 exons. The record is from RefSeq and is a predicted model, not a curated record. Lineage: Eukaryota; Metazoa; Chordata; Testudines; Emydidae.